UCGCAGUGCAACACCGGCCCCGUGCAGUGCUGCCAGAGCGUCCAGAGCUCUGGCGACCCCGGCGUCACCUCGCUCCUCGGCCUGCUCGGCAUCGUCCUCGACGGCGCGAACGUGCCCAUUGGCCUGACGUGCUCGCCUAUCAACGUUCUCGGGCUGGGGCAGGGCGCGUCCUGUGAUGCGAACCCGGUGUGCUGCGAGGACAACUCGAGUGAGUACUCGCUCGUCUCGGUUGGUUGCGUACCCGUGAACCUG
Gloeophyllum trabeum ATCC 11539 is the source of this 252-nucleotide messenger RNA. RefSeq names its product hydrophobin. The annotation marks the transcript as partial. The record is from RefSeq and is a predicted model, not a curated record. The transcript has 3 exons. Gene Ontology annotation, molecular function: structural constituent of cell wall. Lineage: Eukaryota; Fungi; Basidiomycota; Agaricomycetes; Gloeophyllales; Gloeophyllaceae. Gene Ontology annotation, cellular component: fungal-type cell wall.